CCGGCGGAGAUCGGGAACAACUUUGAUGCGGUGUGGCGGUGCGGCUGCGGUUUGCGGUCUGCAAGUCGGCAAAGUUUGGUGGUACAGUGUACUCCUUACUCCUUAGUAGGAUGUCACCACAUCCGGCGUACGAACUUGGGGUCUCGCAAAUCACAGGAACUGACCAGGGCUACUACGGAAGAGGCGUUUACCCUUCCACCCCCAGCACACACGAGCUGCUGUCUUCGUGCUCCCGGAAGGGAGGCCCUUGUUCAUGCAAACCUUAUCGGAUUCAUGGCUGCAUUCAGGUGGGGACCGCUGCAGCAAAGACUCCGACUCGAUCUAUUUAUGUUCUCAAGAUGUGCAGGGAGUUAGCUCCCCUUGCUACAUAUAUAGUACUAGGACAAUGUCAGUCAGAGACCCCGCAUCGAGCAGGGGCCAUGCUGAACCAAGGAAUCACCCUACAAAUGCGCCUCCUCGUCCCCACCCUAGAUCUGCAGCUCCAGAUACCUAGCAUGAAGCAUAAUUCUAACAAUAUGACAUUUGAAGUAUCAUCACUGAUUUUCCAUAACCUCCCGCUCCCCUAUGAAAACAACCUGAGCAAUGCAAGACAACCCGAUGUCAAAUAUCCCACACCCCAUGAAGCAAAUCAACCCCUCGACCUCCCGAAACUCCGUAAUGAACACCGAUUCCCCAGGUAUACAUGCCAUUAAAAGCCUUUUAAGUAGAAAACGACCAUUGCCCUCCGGGCGAAGAUGAAGAGCGGUGUUUAAGCACGGGUGGUGAAAUCAGUCUCGAGCUGUCCCACGGCCUCGUCAACCGCGCGGGCCUUCUCGC
Messenger RNA from Aspergillus ibericus CBS 121593, 816 nucleotides. RefSeq lists its product as uncharacterized. The coding region runs from base 111 to 692 and encodes 193 amino acids. The transcript has a single exon. The record is from RefSeq and is a predicted model, not a curated record. NCBI's taxonomy places the organism in Eukaryota, Fungi, Ascomycota, Eurotiomycetes, Eurotiales, Aspergillaceae.